Molecule: messenger RNA, 1749 nt
Organism: Candidula unifasciata
Lineage: Eukaryota; Metazoa; Mollusca; Gastropoda; Stylommatophora; Geomitridae
Source: the annotation of a GenBank genome assembly
AUGGCUACUGCACAAAUGCAAAAGACGCCAAGCAAAACAUGGGAAGCCAUAUUUCCAAAUGAGCAAGUAACAGAACAGAAAUCAGCGCUGUUUGUAAAAAAAUUACUAGCCGUAGCAAUAUCAAAUAUUACCUACCUGAGAGCUAUUUUCCCUGAGCAUGCAUUUGGUGACAAAUGUCUUGAAGAUUUGAAUUUAAAAAUAUUGCGAGAUGAAAGCUCCUGCCCUGGUGCCUGCCAAGUCAUUAAAUGGGUUAAAGGAUGCUUUGAUGCUCUAGACAAAAAAUAUUUGCGGACUCUUGUGAUUGGGAUAUAUGUUGAUCCAGAUAAUCCGGCGACUGUUAUUGAAUCUUACACAUUCAAGUUCACAUACAACAACCAUGGAGAAGUGGACAUAUACAGGAACAACAAGAGAAUAUCUAGUGCCCAUUCUGCAGAAGAAACAAAGAAAGCAACAAUACGGCUGCUCCGAACGCUGAUCAUUCUUACCAACACUCUGUCAUCUCUCCCAGACAGCGUCAUGAUGACUAUGAAAUUAUUUUACUACGAUGAAAUAACUCCAGCUGACUAUGAGCCUCCUGGGUUCAAAGCUUCCACUGACGAUGCCUUUGUCUUUGCUGAAGAAGCAACCAACAUUGCUAUUGGUGAAGUGGCCACGUCUAUAACCAAUAUUUGGAUCCUCUAUAUUUCAGCAUUUCAUAUGAGAGUGAAAACAGGCAGCAAGCAGUUUGAAAUGCAUGAAGAUCCAGUCGAACAUAUGGAAGGAUGUGCAGAAGAGACCUUAUCAAUAAACAAUGCAGGGCUCGAUUAUGAGGUAAAUGGGACAAGUGCACUUGAAAAGGAGGUGACAUGCAAUAAAGAGGCUACAGUAUCAGCUGCAACUAGUACCUGUGAAGGAAAACAGACACCCAGCAAUUUAAGUGCACCCAAACCUGGGUCUGAUGUAAACUCUGAGAAAGACAAUGUCAAUGAAUUUCAAGUGAGGUGUCCAUGUGGAUGUAAUGAGGAUGAUGGCUUGAUGAUUAUGUGCUCUAACUGUAAGUUCUGGCAGCAUGGAAUUUGUUUCCUCAUAACAAAUGAGGGAAAGGCACCAGCUUGUCAUAUCUGUGAUGUGUGUGCAAAGCAGGACAAUGGUAAACAUGUGCCAACUGACCUUUAUCUAUCCGGUAUAUCUUCCAUAGCUGUGCAGGCUACCUGCCUGUGGAGAAGAACACUUACUGCAGUUAUGGAAUUUAAACGUGUUGUAGCUCCUGAGCUGGCAAGAAGACUUGGGAUAGAAAAUACAGUAGCACAAGGACUAAUCAAUAGAUUAGAGAAGGAGGGUUUUAUCUCCAAUUCAAAAAGAGGGAAGAAACUAGGGAAGAUAGUAGACAAAGGAAAAAUUGAGACUGAAGGAAUUCCUCGUUAUCUGAAAACUCCAAAGACUUUAUCAAAAAUGGAAGUGUCUGCUGAUGUUCAUGCUGAAAUGCAAACAGACCACCACCAGAGACUACACAAAACAAUGCUAAUUGUUGAUGCUCUUGUGGAGAAAACAAAUCAGAUCAAUCUUCACGCAAAUAAGCGUGUGACAAGAAGUUCACCAUCUCAGAAAGAAAUUUCAGUUUCUAACAUCCAGAAUGAAGCUAAAGGGAGAAGAGGCAAGAAGCGUGCAUAUUCCAGAAUAAAUUCUGCUGAGUUUGAAGUCACCAGUAGUCAAGAAAUGCUCUCAGCUAAGAAGAAAGCAAGCACCGUGACCAAGGAUAUAGCAGUCUGA